AUGUCUCGCCAGGACCACGUGUCGAGCGCAAGCAAGACCGAGGCCUACUAUCUAAAAUUGAUCAACGUUGAUUGGAUGCAGCUCCCUCCCCACACUCGGUGGCAGGAUCUCGAGGCCUUCGUAUCACAGAGCUGCGAAGUCGAUCGCGUUUUUGUUGUCCCCAAAACGGGCCAGGGAUGGGUCUGUGUUAAGCACAGGCAUAAUUUCCUCAAGGCAUACGAAUGCCUGCACCAAGCCAGAUUCAGGGGCAAUACACUUUACGUCUCCGAGCAUAAUGAGGACGGACCUAUCUUCAUCAGACUGCCUCUGGAUGCCGACGACACGGACCGCGGGAGGACCGAUGCGCCCAAGUUUACCAUCAGCACCCUCAUUGAAGCGCUGGCCAGCAACACGUUGAGGGAGCUGGCCGGCGCCUCAGGGGGUGAACACUAG
This is a messenger RNA of Clonostachys byssicola, 432 nucleotides long. Lineage: Eukaryota; Fungi; Ascomycota; Sordariomycetes; Hypocreales; Bionectriaceae. The record is from the annotation of a GenBank genome assembly.